Molecule: messenger RNA, 742 nt
Organism: Linum trigynum
Lineage: Eukaryota; Viridiplantae; Streptophyta; Magnoliopsida; Malpighiales; Linaceae
Source: the annotation of a GenBank genome assembly
AAUAUUCAAAAUCAAAUUACAAAGAGCUUCUAGCUAUUUAUAAAAAAACAGGAGAAUGAAGAGAAUCAAUUUUGUACUCUAUUCUAUAACCCUAGCUCUUCUUCUUCUUCUACCACUCUUUAGUUCAAAUGGGGACGUGGAAGCUGCUCGAGUCCACAUUAACGACGUCUCUCAGGGCACGAGGGAGGGAACUCUGACUCUCAAUGGCUUCGAGAAGGGCCAGGAUGGCGGUGGUCCGGCUUCAUGCGAUGGCUCGUUCCACGACAACGACGAAAUGAUCGUGGCAUUGCCCGCGAAAUUCUUCGAGAAGGGUAAGAGGUGCAACAAGAACAUUGUGAUUGAAGGGAAUGGCCACACUGUUAGUGCAAGAGUGGUGGAUGAAUGUGGGAAGGGAUGUGGUGACGACAUUGUGGACGGUUCGAAGGCGGUAUGGGUAGGGUUGAGCGUUCAGGAGAAAGAUAGGGGCGAGUUGGCAAUCACUUGGCACGAUGCUUAGAUGAAUCGAUUUUUUUUCUUUUUUAAAUGACGACGUUGAUCACUUCGACGGUAGAAUUUCAAAAUUUUAGAUGUAUGUGUAGCUAGCUGGCAUCUCCCUUACAUUGUAAUCACCUAUAUUAAGGUUUGAUUGAUACUCUUAUGAAUAAUAAUAACAAUGUUUCUUUUUUUUCUUCUAUAAUUGUGAUUGAGUAGUUAAAAGAAAUGAAGAAAAUGGUGGAAAGACAAUUAAAUCUCACCUUAUGCC